AUGUUCGACGGGUCGGUUGUAUUCUUCAUCGAUGUUGUCGAUAGCGGAAUCUUCCCAUCAAUUCCCAAGGGAGGCGAAGCGGUCCAGUUGAUGGAGGCCCUGGGGCCUCGUUUCCGAAACUUCGUAGCUCUCUCUCUACCCACUGAGAAGCAGAAUCUAGCGUGGAGGACGCGAUGGUCCGAUCCCUACUUAACCUCGGAACAACAGCGACGUCAGUCAGGCAAGAAGAUGAUAUAG
Haemonchus placei is the source of this 237-nucleotide messenger RNA. The record is from the annotation of a GenBank genome assembly. Lineage: Eukaryota; Metazoa; Nematoda; Chromadorea; Rhabditida; Trichostrongylidae.